Molecule: messenger RNA, 201 nt
Organism: Aspergillus niger
Lineage: Eukaryota; Fungi; Ascomycota; Eurotiomycetes; Eurotiales; Aspergillaceae
Exons: 2
Coding region: 1-201 (66 amino acids)
Source: RefSeq, a predicted model, not a curated record
AUGGAGGAGAGAAAUCGGACGAGGGAAGAAAAACUUGCGAUCAAUUUGUACAAGAGCGGCCAGCCUUUGCCCCCAACGCCUCCCGUGAUCCGGGUUGCGGCCAAUCAGGAGCGAGAUGAUUCAGCACAACGGGCGCUUCCGGGACAAGAUGCCGGCUUGAGAGUCAAUGUUCUUUCGAGUCCCUACACUACUUUACUAUAG